AUGGCCACGGUUGAGAAUGCAAGGGAGCUCGAGGAGCAAAUUUCGCAAGUCGAAUACGAUUGCCUGAAGAAGGUUUUUCAUUACAUCGAUGCACGAAAGGAUUCCAGAUUGGACGCCUCAGAAAUCUCAGAAGUCCUCUUCAAACUGGGCUAUAAAAGUACGGCGAGGGAGAUCGACUUGAUGAUUUGGGAAGUUGACGAUGACCUGGACCAUCACGUCUCGUGGGAAGAAUUUCUCGUCAUGUAGUAUCUACUUAACUGCAUACCCAAUUACCUUCUAUCUACCGCCCUUCUAAUAUCUAGGGUAGGAGUAGGCUCGAACUUCGACGUUCGUCGAGUGUGUUAGUUUUCUGAGCCUUGCGCAUAGAUUCAACUAGCUUCAAGUACGAGGUAAAGACGUUUUCAGUCCUCAAAGGUACCAGCGCUGCAUAUCGGACAAGACGGGACUGGAGCCGCGAAAUUUGUUCAACUUGGUGCAAUUUCUGAUGUACGACAAGGACUGUUUGGGCAGCAUCAGUGUGGAGCAAACGUUGCAGAUCUUGUUUGUGCGCUUUGGACGAGAAAAGCUCGAUGCAGAGAUACAGGAGAUCUUCGGAGACGAGCAAAGAGGCGCGGAUGGCCAAGAAAAGCGGAUUACUUUUUCCGAAUACCUCCAGCGAGUGAACGCGAGACUACUGAAGAAGCGCUCUGCCAAACCGGAGGUGACAAAAGUGCAGAUCAUCACGAAAGAUCAGAAAAAUUCUGUAAAGAAGUUUGUGCCUGCACUCUUUCGAUAGGUACGUAUCUAUGUGAGUUGAUUUGAGGAAAGGGAAUGAACUAGACGAGAAAAUGAGUAUACUUAGGUUAGGAUUAGGGUCAACGAACACGUCGACGUAUUAUACCAUAGGUAGCACGACAAUUAUAUAGGUCAGAGUUAUCAACCACCAAUGAACAAAAACAAUUGAAUUCAGGCACAUGCACAGCAAUUGAUAUUCGACAUUGAGUAGAUUGUGAUUAGAGCAGGCUUUGCUCAUCGAGUAGAUUUAAUAUCCAUAAGCACUAGAGUGUCAUUUCGUUUGCAAAAAGGGCUCGAUCCGCAAAGUUCGGGACAGACAAACACUACACCUAGUAGGAGUAUGGAGAAGGGCUCAAGCACAGUGGUAGAUGUUCCCUAGAACAAUUGCUCCUGCAAAUGAUUUCUAUUUAAGUAGUAGGACCCGCUGCAACGCCUCGAUCCAGGAUGGAAAUACAUACAAAUGCUGACAUAGAGGUGAAGUACGUGUAAGAGGAUCAUGGGAAGGUUAGGGCUUGUGCUGUCUUCUAGGGCUUAGCUAGUAAUGUCUCCCUCUCUACUGAGUGGACAAACGAAUGAUGUCAUCUGCCGCUUUCUUCGGCCUGCACAAGGUGUCUCUGGAUUCUGAGUGUGCAGGGUACGCCUUCGUGCUCCAUGCACGAUCGGAC
This is a messenger RNA of Amoebophrya sp. A25, 1439 nucleotides long. Lineage: Eukaryota; Dinophyceae; Syndiniales; Amoebophryaceae. The record is from the annotation of a GenBank genome assembly.